GUUCUGUCCGCCGUGCUCGGCUGUGAUCGGAGGUCGGAGGAGCGACAGUAAACAGCUGGCGACGCUUUGCGUCAGUACGAUACGCAAAACGGGACUGUGCGGAGCAGGUCCGCCCGUUGUCCCCCCCCUUUUCCCUUCCAUCCAAUUAUAUCCUGGCGAGAUCCCCGACCGACACAUUUCUCGGCCGCUGUCCAAGCCGAAGCCUUCGUCGAAUUGCUCCGACGCAGAAUAAUUCCGACAUCUCCGCAGCAUUAAUCAUCGACGAGGAGACGUCGAAACGAGCGAGCGUCGUUGUGGAAAAGCAGCGGGGAAAGCGGAGUCUCUUUGUUCGGCGCGACCGCUCUGCGCAUAGACUGACAGUGCGCACGGCGCAGCAUUGUUUGUAUUGUGUCGCGCGGUUGGUUCACUUCGGUCGCUCUCUUCCGUCGAUUCCUUUCACACGAAGACGGACCGGACUCUUGACAGCGUCCAACGAUAAAUCAGUGCGAGGAUUACUCGUGGAAGGACACCUAACUGACGAACAGUGACUGUGUCGCUGAUGAACGACGGUGUCGCUCGAAUCGAGAAGCGAGCGAACGAGAGAGCGACGGAGAGCGAGAGAGCGCGGCGGCGACGGACGCGGUGGCGUAACGCGGUGCGCGAGUGCUUUGUUUUGCCGAGCAGCUGAUCCGACGCGACGGCGAGCUACUGCGAGCUACGCUUAACGACGGUACGUGCGACACGCGCGUCGACGUUUUAUCAUCGACGCGUACGACGUCGGAGAUCCCCGGAAGAAUCUCGGGGUUAAACGCGACCACCACUCUCGACGAGGCGUCCACUUUCGGCGGAUCAACUUUCCGACGACGUCAAAACGGUCGGAAAUCGUAGCAGUGACGAUUGGCCCCCGUUGUUGGAAAUCGAUUGCCAACGACGACGCUUCGUGUUGCAAGACGGAUUUUCGUCAAAUCUGACGUUCCGUGAGGGUGCCGUGAGAAACUAAAAAUUGAUAAUUGAUUUAGCGAUUGGACGCUUUGCAGAAGGGAAGGAAAUAAUGAUGAUAAACGUGACGAAGGGAUUCAAAUUCCUGAGAAUUCCGCACGGAAAAUUUCUGUUAAACGGAGUGUAAUAAAGUCGAGUGCUCGAAUCUCCGGCGCUGGUCAGUCGUUGGACACUCGCUGGAAGACGCUCAGUUCGAUCACGUGAAUCGUGCGUACGUCGGGAGAUUGCCGUGUAUUGGAGAUUAUGACAUAAAGGCAACCGGUGUUACUCGUCGGAUCCCCUACAAGCAGAAGCGGGAGUAAAUUUUUUUUUUUCAAGCGGGUGAACGCUCUCGAUUGCGUGAAGAGCGAAAACGUGUUGUUUGGUCUCGAGCAACUUUCCCCACGGUGUCGCGGCGAAGAACAAAGAAAACGACUCCACUGAAAGACAUUGGUUGAAGUGUCUGAAGACACUGCUUUGAGUUUCUUCUUCGACGAUCGAAAACCGAAGAAUCCCCGCCCAUUUCGAAGCGAUCGGGCUCUCGUGCGCGAGAGAGAGAGAUAUCUGGAUGAUACUCUGCAACGCGGCGCGAUUUUCAGUGGCUUUGUCUCAGAAUCGACGGCGAGGAUCGCAUUGAUCGAUGCAGCAUAGUCUUGACGGGGCCGUCCUCGCGAACGAUCGAGAACGUGGGGUACGGCCCCGAUCGAGCUGACUAAGGGAACCGUCCAAACCGAGGGCCAAUCCUGCUGUUAAUAGGGCCCACGGUGGAGGAAGACAUCCGUGACGGGGCUAUUUUAACAAGUUCUACUUUUGUGUCACUACAAGGAGUCUAUCCACGAGACGCAACAUGCUGUACAUCUUCCACGUUGACACCGGCACCACCAUCACCUUCGACAUCAAGCUGGCACUGCAAAGUGUCAGUCAGCUGAUGGAGGCGAUCGAGAGGGAAUGCGGUGUGGUAGCGGCGCAUCAGGUGCUGCUUAUGAGCGGAGGCGAAUGCUUGGAACCAAAUGCACGUGUGUGCUCUUACUCGGCUGGAACCGACACAAAUCCUAUUUAUCUGUUCAGCAAGGCCGCCAUUGAAAGCAGCCUCCCGCCUACGCCGAGUAUAGAUUACGGUUCCGAUGUCGACCUGCAGACUCAGAUCGAUGCUUCACUGGCGAUGCCAGCCACUUAUCAGACCCUUUGCGCACGUGCUCAUUUAGCCCAACAGUGUUGUGGCCUGGCGCGUGAGCAGACGAGGAUCUGCGAGAGGCUGGUUCACGAUCAGCAUCUCCAGCAACAAGGCUGGGCCGCAGUGGUCGCCAAUCUCGAGGACAUCACGCAUAUGUUUCAAUCACGAGCCGAGCAGUUCCAGCAAGCCUUCGUCUUGUACCUCGCCGAGAGGCAGCAGCACAUGAAGCUCCUUGAUAACUUCAGCGCCGAUCUCGGUACUCUUGCAAAAAUUCCAAUUUUGCCGGCCUUGAGAGCUCAAGCCGAGGGCUUGUUGAGUCCGGAUGAUCAACCGAGUCAAACUUCCGAAACUGUAUCGGAGGAUAGUGGGGAAGUACUAAGUCUGUUACGAUGGAUCUCUGCGAAAGACAAUCAAAGCAGCCUAGAGCAAGUGGCAGAGCAAUGCUCGCGUGGCCUGGAGCAGUUCGAUGAACGAUUGAUGCAGGCCUUGAAGGCAGAAGUGAACGGGGCUGUCGAUAAUGCUAAUAAACAGGAUAUGAAAGAGAUUAAGGGUCUAGGCGAGAGGCUGUUUGCUCUGGAACAGUUGAUGGUGCAGACCAAGAGACUUGUUCACGAGCAAGGCGAGCUUGCUCAAGGUUUUCUGCAGAAUCAGAAUCGCGCGAGCAAUUUAGGCGAUGCGAGCGUCCUGCCAGAUCUUUGCAAUUCUCAUCGGCGGCAAUUGCUCGUCAUGUUGCAAAAUCACAAUCAACUGCGCGAUAUCCGCCGCAGAUGCACCAAGGCGAAGGAAGAGUUGUCGGUGAAUAUCUAUCAUCGCUUGAAAUGGAUCAUGUACGUGGAGAAUAAGAUGGUGGAAGUGGGCAACAAGCUAAUCAUAUAUCACGAGAGCCUGAAGCGGUUGCGACGGCAUCUGGAAGUGCUCCAACAGAUACACUUAGCUCCGCAGAUGUAUAUUAGCGCGGUGGUUGAGGUUGUUAGAAGGCGCACCUUCUCGCAAGCUUUUCUCGUAUGGGCAAGCAAUCUGGCGUGCCAACUGUUGACUGUUCAUAGCGAGGAGUUGGCACGUAGGCGAGAGUUUCAGAGCAAAUUUGACGGUCACUUCUUGAACACUCUCUUCCCCGGUCUGGAGGACACACCACCGCCUUUUGCAACGCAAGCACCUUCCGUUUUUGACAAUGGGCUACCUAAGCUGACCGCGGACGACAUGGAGUCAUUGCGAUCCCAGCUUCCGGAUUUGGCGCUUACAAUUUCUACGCCGGAUUUGAGCAGCAUAACGCAAUUCUUCUUAUCGAAAAGCUUCACCGAAGGUAGCACCGAUGGUACUAAGGAAAAAGACACCACAUCAGUGAGCACCGAUAUUCCCACAAAGGAACAAGAACGCACUAGAGCGCCAUUGUUAUCUGAUAGGGGCGAUUUUGAAUCCGAAACUGAUACGGAGGAGUUCGAGAAAAUUGGUCAAGCCGGCGUGGAAGUAACCAAGCCUGGCGUGUUCGACGGGGCGAAACAGAAACGGCAGAAGCAAUUGGAGGUUGGUGCCUCUCGAAGCGUGUCCCCCGCUUCCUCGACCUCGACUAAUGUCUCCCCGUUAAACUCGAAAGUCGCGGAUUUAACAACACGUUCGACCACAUCAAGCGAACCCGGCUCUUUCCAAUUUCCCAGUCUAUCCGCCACGAGCGAGCGUCCGGUGCAGCUAAGUCCGUUGACCGAGUGCGUGGAGAACGGUGCCGCCGAUUCUUCCAGUUGUUUGCUUCGCAGAGGCGUGAGCGGUCUCUUGAAUUAUCGUGACGCUAUACCGCUCGAGGAGCAACAUUCCCUGAGUCCGAAUCCUCCUUCCUUGCGGUCCUCCAUCAUGUGCGACGGCCAGCAUCAGCAACAUCAGCAUCCGCUAUCCGGUAGCGGAGGUAGCAGUCCCUCCGUCGGUGUAGGUGCUACCGACUUCAUGGGUACGGAAUUUUACAUGGAUGAAUCUCUGCCGAGCAGCCUUAGCGAACAUCCCGCCGACGGCCAGCAUCAGGCUAUCGUGUCCCUCCUUCAGGAGAAUCUCGGUAAUACGCGUGAGGAAGUGGAAAGGUUGCGUUCUAUCCUGAAGACCAUGAAAACGGUUGUAUGCGAGGAACUCAGUUCCGUGCGGAAUGAAUUGGCGAUUCUGCGAAAUCAAUCUAAUGAGGACAAGAACGGUAUCGUCGAGAUGACGGAGCGCGUUCGAGUGGCAUUGUCCUUGCACUCGCGAGAGUACGAUCGACGUCUUCAAGAACGUGAACAGGAAAUGACAAUCGAGCACGAGUAUGAGAUCGCGGAUGUUAAAAAGCUAAUGCAGAAUCGUGAGGAAGAGAUCUGCACGCUCAAGCGUAAUCUUCUUGAAAGAGAAACUGAAUUGGCGGAGCAUGAGCGACUGGUGGCCACGAUGCAUCAAAAAUUGGAAGACGAACAAAUUGAGAGGAGAAAUUUACAUGAUCGUUUACAUCAACAACUCGAGGACUAUUCGAGGGUACUAGAACAAGCGCGCAUAGAUAAGGAAGAGGCCGUAAAAAAAUUGAAUGACGAGAGAUUUCUCGAGAUCACUUCUUUAACGAAUUCAUUGACACAAUGCCAGAAGCGAAUUCAAGAAUUAGAGGAGAAUCUGGUCACCGCGCGCAAUGAUCAGGAGAGAAUGGUGAAGGAGGCAACUGAUAAAUUGCAGAUGGAAUAUAAAACGGAAUUAGAGACCAUUCGGAGCCGCUUCAAACUUAUGACCGCUUCUACCAUGGAAAGGAGUCCUAGCGAUUCUAGUUUAGAGAAAAUCGAACGAACAGAUGUUAUUGAACUUGUAAAUCAUGAGGCAAUUUUGGCGCAAGCAAGAGAAGAUAUGAAAAUUGAGAAUGCUGUAGCAAUCCGUACUGCUAUCAUAAAGGAAAGGGCCGAUUGCAUGACAAAAUUGGACAACGAAUUAAGAUUGGCGAAGGAAGUGGUCGAAGAGAAAAAUAGGGAAAUAGAAAUGUACAGAAUGAGAACGAUCGCGCUGAUCGAACAGGGUAAACAUUAUAAGCAUACGAUAGAUCGAUUACUUGGAGAUUUCGAACUGAAAUCGGAGAUACAGCAAACUUUGAUGGAGAAGAUGAAAAAUCUUGAAGCGGACAAGGCGUGUUUGGAAAACAAAGAAGCCGCAGACAAAGCAAUGCGAACAGUUGUGGAACAAAACGAUGAUAUUGUGUAUCCUCUAGAAGCUGGAGUAUGCAAAGACUUGAGUUACGAUCGAUUGGAUGCUAGUCAAAUUCUAGAAGACAUUUUCAAGGAAUCCGAAAAGUAUGAGGUUGAGGUUUCAGAAUCGAAGAAAGUACGAUUGGAAGCUGACGAUGAUGAUCUGGCUCGACUAUCGAGACGACUUGAAUCUCUCGAAAAUGACAAUAAAAGGCUGUCCUGCGAGCUAAAUUCGAUACGCGCGAGUAAAAUAGCGGCUGAAGCAAAAGUAGAGGCAUUAAUGACGGAUAAAAUUCGUUUGGAGGUUGAGUUGCUGAAAGAGCGUACCAAGAGGACAUUUGGUAUUGAUCCGAUGCCGGAAAAUCGCGACAAAGACAUGAAUGCGUCGGUCGCAGUCGUUUCGGACUCUAAUUCAAGUCGGGACGCGGCCACGAGUCCAGAGCCGAUGAGUCGACGAUCAUCUUCCAAAUCAAUGUGCUUCCACCCCUCCCUUCCCUCAUACGUACAUAAGAAGGUCGCAGAAAAAGUGGCAAAGAUGGUGCAACAGGGAAUUGUCACCAUCACUAGUUGUAAUCCAGGUGAUGUGGUACUCGUAGUCUGGGACGCUGUACAUUGCAAUUAUGCGGUGUAUCAAGAAUCUUCGACUUUUUAUUUCCUUCAUUCGGACUGCGUAGGUGCAAUGGAAGGAAUGAAUCCGAGUGCUUCUCGGAAGUGCGUUCUCGCUGAAGUGAUCGAUAAGGAGUACUGUCACGCGAGAAAGCAUGAAAAUCGAUACCACGUCCCACGUGGCACGAAAUUCUACAGAGUGCAUGCUAAGCCACGAGAUGCACGCGCGCUGACAGACGAGACGGGUUUGAUGUCAAAGAGUCAACUACCGUAAUUUUUCAGACUGUGUCGAGAAUCCCUUGAUUCUUGCCUAGUACAAGCGCUGUGAUCGAGGAUUUGCGUCGGCAGACCGCGUUCGUUAGGGGACCAGCGACUCGGAACGCAAAUCCCGAACUUACGUCUCCGCAACCAUCCGGAAACCUCGGAUCUAGGCCAAAACCUGCCAGAGCCUCUAGACGCAUCCUUGAUGAACGCUGGAAAGGGAGUGAUCUAUAGAAAGAGGUAUGCGCAAGUUGGAUAACAUGAAAUGAGACGGAAGGAUGCGCCGGCGUUUUAUUGUGAUAUAAAUAAUUUUUAAACGAGUGAAACAUAUUUGCCGAAUGCUGUGGUUAGCUGUGAAGCGUAACGAUAUUUGUAUUCUUCGACUUUCUUUUUUCAUAAAUGAAAAAAAACAAAGGAAUGUGAGUGUCGUCAACGAUUCUCUCUUUCGAUAAUUCGAUAGAUUGACUAGUGUGUGUGAGAAAAAGGGAAGGUUGUUUAACUUCAACAUUAGAUGUACAAUGCGGAAAGACGAAAGCGUGUUCAGCUUCCUCUCUCCGCAUUCUGAUAAUUAUGUUUGCAUUGUGUGAGACAAGAUAUAGCUAUAAGUUUUACAAAACCAACAUGU
Molecule: messenger RNA, 6796 nt
Organism: Atta colombica
Lineage: Eukaryota; Metazoa; Arthropoda; Insecta; Hymenoptera; Formicidae
Gene: Atg17
Product: RB1-inducible coiled-coil protein 1
Exons: 10
Coding region: 1805-6184 (1459 amino acids)
Biological process (GO): autophagy of mitochondrion; positive regulation of protein phosphorylation; autophagy of peroxisome
Cellular component (GO): phagophore assembly site membrane; extrinsic component of membrane; Atg1/ULK1 kinase complex
Molecular function (GO): protein kinase binding; molecular adaptor activity
Source: RefSeq, a predicted model, not a curated record